Messenger RNA from Ostrinia furnacalis (Asian corn borer), 3102 nucleotides. RefSeq names its product UPF0505 protein C16orf62 homolog. NCBI's taxonomy places the organism in Eukaryota, Metazoa, Arthropoda, Insecta, Lepidoptera, Crambidae. Gene Ontology annotation, biological process: endocytic recycling. Gene Ontology annotation, cellular component: endosome. The record is from RefSeq and is a predicted model, not a curated record. The transcript has 18 exons. Bases 146 to 2962 code for a protein of 938 amino acids.
AAAGUGUUGUUGUUGUUUUCGAAUUUUUAUUGGUUUUAAAUUUAUUAAUGAUAAAAACUAUUAAACUUUCAAAAUUGUAUUUGCCUUGGCUUAAUAAACCACAGAAGUGAACCAGAAGAAAUUUGUUCUGCACAUUGCUUGUAAGAUGCCUGUGUAUUACGAAUGGACCUCAAGAAAGAAACCUACUUUGAAAAAACAUGAAUACCCUAGUUUUGAAGUUGCUUCUCAUCCUCUAAAAGUAAAUGUGAUAAAUGUUAUGAAAGAGAGCACCAGUAAAAUUUUGAUGGACAACCUAUCUAAAUGGAGUAAUGCAUUUGAAGAAGUAGACCCACUUUUGAGGUUUGAGCAGAUGAAACAAGAAGAGGAAAGUAAUCAAAUUGAUAUUCCUGUUGAUGAUGUCACAAAUUAUAAGAACUCAUGGAAUACAAGGCGUUCUGUUAUACUUAACAAAUAUACCACAGGCGAAAAACUCACAAUAGUAAGCAGUUUCCUGCCUGGGGGAGAAAAAACUCUGUUUAGACAGGUAUCUAAUUUGAAUGAAAAAGUUAAACACAGACUUGAACAGCUAGAUGAUUUUGAUGAAGGAUCAGUUAGGAAAACCAUGGGAUUGAGCCAGCAGGAGUUUGUUACGAAAAUUAACAUGCUGAAUGAUGAAAUAAAAAAGGCUUGGGAUUCUGAGCAAAGGGUAAAGGCAUUUAAAAUAGGUAUCCAGUGUUCUAAAUUACUGUCUGAUGUUAAUGUCAUGCAAUUCUACCCAAGUAAAUUUGUAUUGAUUACUGAUAUUUUGGAUACCUUUGGAGUUUUAGUGUUUGACAGACUAAAGGCAAAAAGCUUCAAGCCAAAUGAAGUGAAAGAUAUAAAUGAUAUUGAUCCUAGAGAAAUUCCUGAAACUGCUAAAGAGACCUGCCAAAACUGGUUGUUUAAGAUGGCUUCAAUUAGGGAGCUGCUGCCACGUUUAUACAUGGAGAUGUCUUUGCUCAAGUGUUAUGCUUUCAUAUCGAAAAAUGAAAUAAAGCCAGUAAUAGCGAGACUUACAACUAUGAUUAGAGGAAUUGGAAACCCCCUGGUUGCUAUUUAUCUUAGACUAUAUUUAUGUCGUGUUGCUUCAAAGUUGAUGGGUAAAGAGAGUGAAGAAUUAUUUUAUUCAAAUCUAAAGGAAUUCCUUGAAGAAUAUCAGCAGAUCUUCCAUCCUAUGAUCAUAAGGAAGUUUGAAACCCAGUUACUAACAUUAGACAAAUAUCUAAACCUGUAUGUACCAGCUGUGGAUUGGCUCCUUCAUGGCACACUCAACUCAAAUAAAUGUAAAGAUACACUUUUAGAUGAGCUACUGCAACAAUGUGAAGACAUGGAAAAUAAUGAACUACUGCUCUAUUGCGUCGUAAACGCUUUUGAUUCACCAAGUAUCAUUAAAAAAUCCUCGAAGAUUUUGGAAUUAGUACAAAAGUCUUCAGAUAAAAUGGUUUUAGUGAGUGAAAUUCUCACUUCACUUGGAGAGCACCUGUGCAACACCGAAAGUCAUCGCCAGCUGUCGUCAGAAGCAUUGAUCCAAACAUGGUGGAAGAUAGCCACUACUUUGAAGUCUACUUUCCACUUUUUGCAAGUGCUGGAGCCGUGGUUGCAAUUCGCUUGUACUCAUUUAUCGACUCAACAUGUCAACAUUAUAUUGCGAGGGACAAUCCGCUACAUGAUCAAGUGUGGCAAACCUGCUGAUGAAUUUUCGGGCAAUUUUCAUUUUGUCAUAAGGAGGAUGCUCAAAUUUAUACCUGAUGUUGAGGAACUUUUCUUGAUGGAUGCCUUUAUGCCCCUAGUUGAGCUCGUGCAGACGGCGAACGCUCGUACGAUGAUGGCCAAAACUGUACUUUCCAUAUUCUUCUCAAGAUACACCUCAGUACACAUUGAGGAUCACAUCAUUAUUUCCAGUUUGAUGAGGCUGUGCUGCAUAUUGCACGAUUCUAUCAAUGCUGUAACGGUCGAUGAUGAGAGUAAAGUGUGUGCCGAAUUGAUCAACAAAUUCGUGCAAGCAGUCACUUACGAAGAUGACUUAGAACAGCAACUAAACUUUUAUGUAGAAUGCAGAUCAGCUUUCAUAAAACUUGACGCAGUUCUGAUAGCAUUGGUUCACGCGGUGAACGCGCUAGCAGCACGGGCGGGCGCGCGGCGCCUGCGCUGGCUGCAGCGCGCGUGCGCCGCGUACUGCUUCGUGACGGUGCCGUCGCUGCCGUGCGCGCUGGCGCGGGCGCACCUCUACCUGCUGGCCGGCCAGGUGGCGCUGCUCAACAACUGCAUCGGACAAGCCGAAGCGAAUUUCAAAGCUUUAGUUGGAUUAAUACCGGAUAUCCCAGAAUUUCUCCUCGAGGAUGGACAAAAGAAACCAACUAAUAUUAAAGUCAGUGGCAUCAUGAGCGACUUUUUAUCAACUAUGCUGAUAAUGCCCGAUAACGUGGACAGCAACUGCAAGGCAUAUCUAUUGAGUGGCUUUAUCAAGAUGAUAGAGAGAAUACACUGGAAGAAAACUGAUCCCUUAUAUUAUGCAACAUUGUUACGCAUUUUAGAUGUGCUAAGCGAAAUGACGCAGGAAAAUUACGCAUACCACAUUGAUUCAGUCCUUUCAAAUGACAAGUUGUAUGGUGGUGAAGAAGAAUUUCUGGAGGCGAUUGAUAAACAUGCUACAAAUAUUUGUCAAGAGUUGCUGGUAGUUUUGAAGAUGCUUGGCGACGCUAAAGAAACAAAGAAACAGCAUAACUUAGCGUUAGAAAUGUUCUGGAGAGUUGUGAGACGUGGAGAGCUCAACAAAGCUACGAUGAUGAGUUUGGCUGCCAAUUUAUGGAUGUUAUCACAGAAACUACAAGAGCCAAGUAAUAAUAAAAUGGCUAAAUCUAUGUUAGUGGCAUUAGCAUCCGAUAGUAGUCCGGCGAGUCAAGUUUUACUGAAAAAACUUGAAGAAAGUGCUACCAAACAAUGACGGAAGAAGAUUGAUCUGGGAUUGUGUGUCUUUCGUCCUUAUUCCGUUAUGUAAAAAAUAUAAAUAAUUGUAUGAUUACGUAAUACGCAAUAUUAAAUAUCAUGUCUUUAAGAGUAUACUACUAUAGAUAGCCGAGCGAG